Hibiscus syriacus is the source of this 592-nucleotide messenger RNA. RefSeq lists its product as uncharacterized. The coding region runs from base 317 to 568 and encodes 83 amino acids. The transcript is spliced from 2 exons. NCBI's taxonomy places the organism in Eukaryota, Viridiplantae, Streptophyta, Magnoliopsida, Malvales, Malvaceae. The record is from RefSeq and is a predicted model, not a curated record.
ACAAUCUAGUAAUUUCACUUUUCUCCUCUGGAAAAAGAAGGCAGACUUCACUUCUAAUUUCUGAAGUUCUAGUGAGGAUAGUUGUGAAGAGGAGGAAAUAUAUCUAAUGGCAGAUUGGGCUUGCUUUUUGUGUUGCUAUCACAAGUACUUUUGUUUUCAUUACCAGGGAACAAACAAGCAGCUGGAGUUUGGGAGCAUGAAAACUAAUGGCAAGGCCAUUGCUAUCCACACUCUUCUCUUCUUUGCCAUCUAUGCUGUUUUGAUUGUCGGCGUCGCUGUCCACCUACAUAUCUACACUGGCUGAGCUUUGCCCUGCAUGGAGAAAUAUUGUGGCUGGAAACAAAAAAGAAGAGGGAUGUCGGGAGAUUGGGGGCCGGUAGUGGUAGCAGUGGUGCUGUUUGUGUUGUGCUCACCAGGGUUGCUGUUUCAACUGCCUGGAAACAAAAGAGCUGUGGAAUUCGCCAACUUUCAGACCAGUCCCAUCUCCAUUUUUGUUCACACCAUCAUAUUCUUUGGUCUAGUCACCAUAUUUGUCAUUGCUGUUGGCAUUCAUAUUUCUUCAGGGUAGAAAAUUUCCAUGCUGUUUGUUCCU